AUGAGUUAUUUUACAAUCUUCGUCUCGCAACCAUCACACGAUUCAUCAACCGCAUUUAAAGAACCACAAGAUCUCGCAGCAGCUUCUAAUCGUUGCAUCUCUACUCAUAAGUAUCGAACCGGAGCAAGCACAAACUGGAUUCUCGACAAUCAUCAGAUGAAGUUUGACUAUAAUCGAAAUUGCAACAAGUAUACUGACGGCCCUCUAAACGAAAAGCCAAUUAGCAACAGUAAGCUCGAUGACAAUGAAAGCGGCAAAACAAAUAAACAAAAAAGAUUGAUAAUAAAGCCAUAUGCUAACAAUAAACAUCAUCAAAAUACGUACGCUUCGGUAUUAAAAUUUCCGAAAAUGUUGUUUGUGCCGUCUGAAAAUGCAACUCGUUAUGGAAAAUUAUGGGAUAAUAAUAAGGGACGCACACCGCAUUCAAGAGUGCCCUGGAACAAUCAAGAAGAUCUGCGUCUACGAGAGUUAUAUGUUCGUCUGGGACCAAGAUGGUCAAAAAUUGCCGCUCAAUUAGGCACCGCUAGAUGUGGAAAGCAAUGUGAAGAGAGAUAUAACUACCAUCUAAGACCAAACAUUGUUAAGGAUCCAUUAAGCAAACUAGAGAAAAUAGCCAUUCCUAGACUGCAUCAAAUUUAUGGACCAGAAUGGGCACGCAUAGCCAAGCGGCUUCGAGGACGUACUGGUCUUGCGGUAAAGAACUUUUGGUACAACGAACUUAAGCGGAAAAAACGUUUAGCUGCUCACAUUCGAACUCAAAUGUCCGUGAAACGAUUUUCGAGCGGCUCAUUUGGAUCAAAAAUUGGUCUAGUAGGGGAAAUAGAGGGCGUGGACAAAGGUGACGAGGUUGCAGUUGAUGUAGAUGGCGAUGAUGACAAUGACGACGAGAAUGUCGAUGAUGGAGACGGAGACGUUGAUGGGCUAGAUGACGUAGACGACGUAGAUGAGUGA
This is a messenger RNA of Paraglomus brasilianum, 951 nucleotides long. Lineage: Eukaryota; Fungi; Glomeromycota; Glomeromycetes; Paraglomerales; Paraglomeraceae. The record is from the annotation of a GenBank genome assembly.